AUCCCGAAAUUAUUGUUUUAUGGCCUUUUUGUUGAGUGUGAUGAAACUGUAUUUGAGUAUGGCCAAAAAUGUGAGUAAACUGGACCGUAUUUUUUGUGCUACUGUCUCUUUAAAUGCGGCGGGCUGCCCUGUUGUGCUGUUGCUGUGCUGGAAACCCCGUACUGAUUUAGAAGGGACCCAAGAUGGCUGAAAACUCAAAGGGGCACAUAGCAAUUAUCAUAGCAAGACGUCUGGAAUGAAUGGCAAAUAACAAUAUAAUGUAUAGCGCAGCUUUGAAGUAAUUGUUUUACUCCAGUCUGUUGGCCUGCUUAUUUUUAGGAAACCUGAAUAUGAAUAGGGAGAGAAAGGUCUCUCCGCGGCCCCGAGCCAGAACAUGGCGGAAUACUUGGGGAAGAAAUACAAGCUAAUGCUAGUUAGCUGUCGUAUUAUUUAAAGAAAAGUUAAAGCGCUGGUAUUGAAUUGAAUCGGUGUUUUCUGUCUGCAAGUAUGAAAUAAUGAUAUCGGGGCUGAGUUGUGGUUAAAUUUGUUUCUGGGGCUAGUUCGGUUCAGUUUUUUAGCUGGCGUAGCUCUGGCUAACGUUACCUGCAAGCGUACAAACUGUACCAACAAGAAGGCAUUGUGUUUAUAAUCUCAGUUGAAACAGCGGAACUUGUUUUAAAUAGAAACAUUUCAUAUAUUAGCUUGGGCUCUGUUUUGUCUUUCAGUCGCUGUUUUGUCGGUUAAUGUAGCAUUUUUGGUUUUGUUAAUUAGACAGUCGUUACUUUGCUAAAAUGGUUUGUGCCGUUUUUGUGUGGCGCUCUGCCUGCACCAAUGGUCAGAUAAGUUUUGGGGCAGCUCGGCUAAACUAAGUAAAUGUUAUACGUGCAGCGUCCCCAUUUUCUAUUUUAUUUUCCACUUUGACGCUAAUUCAAAGCGAAGGUCGAGCCCUCUGAAAAGUUGUCAGAACUGCAUUGAAAAGUUAAACGGGUGAUAAAAGUAAAUUGAAGUUGUGGCGUUACUAGGUGAGCCACACGCCCUGUAAGACCCAAGAAGUUCGGGAUCACAAUCACCUGCCAGGAUGACGGACACUCGUAGACGAGUCAAAGUCUAUACCCUCAACGAGGACAGACAGUGGGAUGAUCGUGGGACCGGACACGUCUCCUCGGGCUAUGUGGAACGUUUGAGGGGGACUUCUCUUCUGGUGCGAGCAGAGAGUGAUGGGUCGUUAUUAUUGGAGUCCAAAAUCAACCCAAACACAGCCUAUCAGAAGCAACAGGAUACAUUGAUAGUAUGGUCAGAGGCUGAAAAUUACGACUUGGCAUUGAGCUUCCAGGAGAAGGCUGGAUGUGAUGAAAUCUGGGAGAAAAUAUGCCAGGUGCAGGGAAAGGACCCUUCAGUGGACAUCACGCAAGAGGUGGUGGAUGAGUCUGAGGAGGAGCGGUUUGAUGAAAUGUCAUCGCCAGGUCUUGAGUUGCCACCGUGUGAAUUAAACCGCUUGGAGGACCUCGCUGAGCUGGUGGCUUCUUCUCUCCCGUCACCUUUGCGACGUGAGAAACUAGCACUGGCGGUGGAGAAUGAAGGCUACAUUCGCAAGCUUCUGGAACUGUUUCGUAUGUGUGAGGAACUGGAGAACAGAGAAGGACUGCAACAUUUGUACGAAAUAAUUAAAGGCAUCUUCCUGCUGAAUCGCACUGCACUCUUUGAGGUUAUGUUUUCGGAUGAGUGCAUCAUGGAUGUCAUUGGCUGCCUGGAAUUUGAUCCGGCGCUGCCUCAGCCACGGCGGCAUCGAGAGUUUCUCACAAAGACGGCCCGAUUUAAAGAGGUGAUUCCCAUUUCUGAUCCUGAACUGCGUCAGAAAAUACAUCAGACAUAUCGCGUGCAGUACAUUCAGGAUAUGGUUCUGCCAACACCCUCUGUUUUCGAGGAAAACAUGCUGUCCACCCUGCACUCCUUCAUCUUCUUCAACAAGGUGGAGAUUGUGGGCAUGCUACAGGAUGAUGAGAAGUUCUUGACAGACCUCUUUGCACAGCUAACAGACGAGGCUACAGACGACAACAAAAGACAAGAACUGGUAAACUUCCUAAAGGAGUUCUGUGCAUUCUCGCAAACAUUACAACCUCAAAACAGAGACGCCUUCUUCAAGACGUUGUCAAACAUGGGCAUUCUUCCUGCACUGGAGGUCAUACUGGGAAUGGAUGACGUUCAGGUGCGUGGGGCCGCCACAGAUAUAUUCUCUUAUCUAGUGGAGUACAACCCCUCCAUGGUACGAGAGUUUGUCAUGCAGGAAUCUCAGCAAAAUGAUGACGACAUCCUCCUCAUCAACCUGAUCAUCGAACACAUGAUCUGCGAUACAGACCCAGAACUUGGUGGAGCGGUGCAGCUAAUGGGCUUGCUACGGACUCUGUUGGAUCCAGAGAACAUGCUGGCUACUGCGAAUAAAACAGAAAAGACCGAGUUCCUCAGCUUUUUCUACAAGCACUGCAUGCAUGUCCUCUCUGCUCCAUUAUUAGCUAACACCACGGAGGAGAAACCCAGCAAAGAUGAUUUUCAAACUGCCCAGUUGCUUGCCCUGAUUUUGGAGCUGCUAACGUUUUGUGUGGAGCACCACACGUAUCACAUCAAGAACUACAUCAUCAACAAAGAUAUCCUCAGGAGGGUACUGGUUCUCACUGCCUCUCAACACGCCUUCCUGGCACUGUGUGCCCUGCGCUUCAUGAGGAGGAUUAUUGGCUUGAAAGAUGAAUUCUACAACCGCUACAUCAUGAGAAACUUCCUCUUUGAGCCCGUCAUCAAGGCCUUUCGGAAUAAUGGCUCCCGCUACAAUCUCAUGAACUCUGCCAUUAUUGAAAUGUUUGAAUACGUCCGAGUGGAGGACGUUAAAUCCCUGACGGCUCACAUAGUGGAGAACUACUGGAAGUCUCUGGAGGAUGUGGACUACGUUCAGACGUUCAAGGGCCUAAAGCUGAGAUACGAACAGCAGCGAGAAAGGCAAGACAACCCCAAGCUGGAUAGCAUGCGCUCCAUCCUACGGAACCACCGUUUCCGUAGAGAUGCACGGACGCUGGAGGAUGAAGAGGAAAUGUGGUUUAACACAGAUGAAGAUGACCUUGAGGAUGGCGAGGCAGUUGUUCUACCUUCUGACAAGAUGAAGAGUGAGGAAGACCUCAUGGAGCCGAUCAGCAAAUUCAUGGAGAGAAAGAAAUUAAAAGACACAGAGGAUAAAGAAGUUUUGGGGAAGUCGAGCUUGUCGGGUCGACAGAAUCCCAGCUUCAAGCUUUCCUUCUCUGGAUCCACUAAAACGAGCCUGGCAAGCCCCCCCUCAUCUGCCUCACUGAACCCAGGCUCUCCGGGGUCACCAGGGUCUCCAGGCUCGGGGGCACGGAGCUCACCCCCCACCACAGCAGUAACCACAAAGGGAGGUUUAGUGGGACUAGUGGACUAUCCUGAUGAUGACGAAGAGGAGGAAGAGGAGGAGGAUGGGGAGAGUAAAGAGGAGCCUUUGCCACCUACGAAGAAGUCCAAGCUGAGCUCGUAAAGGAAUCCCCGCCGCAGCGUGUGCUCCGCUCAGUCUCAGAACACAGACUCACAGGAACGAUCAAACUUGUUGACAAAUUGAAUGAAUAAAAUCACCCGUCGUCGUCAACGGGUGGCCAAACGAGGAGCGGACUGUUGAUGAAAAGCCUCCUCGGACUCGCCCAAUUCAUAAAAGUGCCAAUCAGGAGACAAGGAUCGGAGCCCCAACCCCCCCUCUGAGAAGCGGAGCGGACGAGAGGACCGUUUCGGUGGAGAUCUCUUAAUAAACGAGAGCCUGCCGGGUUUUUACUGAUUUCUCAGCUGGAGGAGAAAAAAAAGACCACAUACGAAUACAAAUGUACACAGAUGGAAAUACCACAGAGCUCACAUGCUCGGCUCAUGACCCACUGCCCCCUCCCCCUGCCCCCCCACUCAGGGAAGGACAUCACAGCGGCCCAGAUGGGUCAGCCAAUUCAGACCCAGAACCACCGAUUGCACCCAUUCCCUCCCUAGAGUUUGCUUCCUCACUGUUCCUUUCUUCUUUUCUCCUCUGCUCCUGUUUUCCUUCUAUUAGUCUCUUUUCUUCCCUUUUAUGUUAGUAAAUAGGACCAGACGGGAGGCAGCAGCGAGGCAAACCGCUGCCCUUGUUGUCACUUGAUGUCAUCAUUGUUGUCGUUAUUUCUCUGAAGAGAAAAAAAAGCCAGCAGUUUCUGCGUUAUUUUCCUUUUGUUCUCUUAUUUGUCUCAAUCUUUGACCUGUUUUUUUGUAAAAUUACAACAACAACAAAAAAAGACCUGCCUUUAAAUGUUCAGGAUGUUUUCAGUCACACUUGAACAGGUUUUUAAAAACCUCAGUAGGCGAGCUAGUUUUACCCUUUUUGCCCUUUGAAACUACAGAUUUUUUGGAGAAUUUGUAAUCCCAUCAUCAUUAAAGAUCGAGUGGAAUUCUAGAUGUGAUGAAUUUUGUCAUAUCUUUUCUCUUUUUUCCCCCCUUUUACAUGAGUGUACUCUUAGUUGUUCGGAAAACUUGGGACCAUUAAAAGAUAUUUGCUGUAA
Nothobranchius furzeri (turquoise killifish) is the source of this 4547-nucleotide messenger RNA. It is a transcript of the gene ppp4r3a, whose product is annotated as SMEK homolog 1, suppressor of mek1 (Dictyostelium). Gene Ontology annotation, molecular function: protein phosphatase activator activity. Gene Ontology annotation, cellular component: nucleoplasm; protein phosphatase 4 complex. Gene Ontology annotation, biological process: DNA damage response; protein dephosphorylation. The record is from RefSeq and is a predicted model, not a curated record. Lineage: Eukaryota; Metazoa; Chordata; Actinopteri; Cyprinodontiformes; Nothobranchiidae.